Messenger RNA from Aphanomyces astaci, 655 nucleotides. RefSeq names its product ubiquitin-40S ribosomal protein S27a. Gene Ontology annotation, cellular component: nucleus; ribosome; cytoplasm. The record is from RefSeq and is a predicted model, not a curated record. NCBI's taxonomy places the organism in Eukaryota, Oomycota, Saprolegniomycetes, Saprolegniales, Verrucalvaceae. Gene Ontology annotation, biological process: translation; protein ubiquitination; modification-dependent protein catabolic process. The transcript is spliced from 2 exons. Gene Ontology annotation, molecular function: ubiquitin protein ligase binding; structural constituent of ribosome; protein tag activity. The coding region runs from base 42 to 509 and encodes 155 amino acids.
GGUUAUUGUUGCCUCGCACUUGACUACUUUCAGCGAGGACCAUGCAAAUCUUCGUCAAGACGUUGACGGGGAAAACCAUCACGUUGGAUGUGGAACCAUCCGACUCGAUCGACAACGUGAAGCAAAAGAUCCAGGACAAGGAAGGGAUUCCCCCGGACCAGCAACGCCUCAUCUUUGCCGGCAAGCAAUUGGAAGACGGCCGCACGUUGAGUGACUACAACAUCCAAAAGGAAUCGACGUUGCACCUCGUGCUCCGCCUGCGUGGUGGGGGCAAGAAGCGCAAAAAGAAGAACUACACCAAGCCCAAAAAGAUCAAGCACAAGCACAAGAAGGUCAAACUCGCAGUGCUCAAGUUCUACAAGGUGGACGACAACGGCAAGAUCAAGCGCCUGAAAAAGGAGUGCCCGGCCCCUGAGUGCGGCGCCGGCGUGUUCAUGGCCACCCAUUUCGAUCGCCACUACUGCGGCAAGUGCCACGUCACGUACAAGUUCCAAUCCGAAGGCAACUAAGCGUGACUAACACCACCCCCAUGUGUGUGUGUGUGGACGAUGCCACAUGGACGCCGCCGCUGGCUGGCUCUUGCAGCCAACUGUCUGUCGUUCGAUCGAGUAACUUCACAUAACAGGACUCUCUGAAAGUAGAAAACAUUCUUCCA